GGAGCGGGGGUGGGGCACGGGGCCGGGCGGGCGGCGGAGGCGCGGGGCCUGCUCCCGCAGGCACCAUGGCCAAGACCGUGGCCUAUUUCUACGACCCCGACGUGGGCAACUUCCACUACGGGGCAGGGCACCCUAUGAAGCCCCAUCGCUUGGCAUUGACCCAUAGUUUGGUCCUUCACUACGGUCUCUAUAAGAAGAUGAUCGUCUUCAAGCCGUACCAGGCCUCCCAGCAUGACAUGUGUCGCUUUCACUCUGAGGACUACAUCGACUUCUUGCAGAGAGUCAGCCCCACCAAUAUGCAAGGCUUCACCAAGAGCCUUAAUGCCUUCAACGUGGGCGAUGACUGCCCAGUGUUUCCCGGGCUCUUUGAGUUCUGUUCCCGUUACACAGGCGCAUCUCUACAAGGAGCAACCCAGCUGAACAACAAGAUCUGUGAUAUUGCCAUUAACUGGGCUGGUGGUCUGCACCAUGCCAAGAAGUUUGAGGCCUCUGGCUUCUGCUAUGUCAAUGACAUUGUGAUUGGCAUCCUGGAGCUGCUCAAGUACCACCCUCGGGUGCUCUACAUUGAUAUUGACAUCCACCAUGGUGAUGGGGUUCAGGAAGCCUUCUACCUCACUGACCGGGUGAUGACAGUCUCCUUCCACAAAUAUGGAAACUACUUCUUUCCUGGCACAGGUGAUAUGUAUGAGGUUGGAGCAGAGAGUGGCCGCUACUACUGUCUCAAUGUGCCCUUGCGGGAUGGCAUUGAUGACCAGAGUUACAAGCACCUUUUCCAGCCGGUUAUCAACCAGGUGGUGGACUUCUACCAACCCACGUGCAUUGUGCUCCAGUGUGGAGCUGACUCCCUGGGCUGCGAUCGUUUGGGCUGCUUCAACCUCAGCAUUCGAGGACAUGGGGAAUGCGUCGAAUAUGUCAAGAGCUUCAAUAUCCCUCUACUGGUGCUAGGUGGUGGUGGCUAUACUGUUCGAAAUGUUGCCCGCUGCUGGACAUACGAAACAUCACUGCUGGUAGAAGAAGCCAUUAGUGAGGAGCUUCCCUAUAGUGAAUACUUUGAGUACUUUGCCCCGGACUUCACGCUCCAUCCGGAUGUCAGCACCCGCAUCGAAAAUCAGAACUCACGCCAGUAUUUGGACCAGAUCCGCCAGACAAUCUUUGAAAACCUGAAGAUGCUGAACCACGCACCCAGCGUCCAGAUUCAUGAUGUGCCCGCAGACCUCCUGACCUAUGACAGAACUGAUGAGGCUGAUGCAGAGGAGAGGGGUCCUGAGGAGAACUAUAGCAGGCCAGAGGCACCCAACGAGUUCUAUGAUGGAGACCAUGACAAUGACAAGGAAAGCGACGUGGAGAUUUAAGAGCAGCUGGGCUUGCUCUGUCCCAAGGAAUUCCUUUUUACCUCUUGUUUGGUCAGGAGGGAAAAGGUGUGGCGCCCCCAGCCCUGGAUGGUCACUUUCUGGGCUUUUACCCAAUGCUGGAAGAGGGUUUGGAGACCACAUCUGGUUUUUGAACCAACUAUCCCCUUUCCUCUUUUUCCCAAGGCCUGACAAUGGUACUUAUUAGGGAUUGGACGGGGACAAGGAUAACUUCCUCUAGGACAUCUUGGGGAGUGCGCCCUAGAGGCUGGUCCCAGCCACUUUGGCCCCCUUACUCCUUCCCUGCUUCCCUCCAACCCAGAGACUUUAGGGAUGAGGGUGGAGACAGGGCUGACUUUGCCUCUGACUUUGUCCUUUCCUGGGUUCUCCUACUGCAGGCCUUGUUUCCAGUGCAGGUGAAGAGUGAGGGAUUUGGGGGGGCUCUGGCUCCCUAACACCUUAACUCCAGAUGAUAGGAAGUACGGUUUUGAGUCCGGGGAGGAUGUGAAAAUGUCCUGUUCUAACUUUUGGCUUUGUGUCCAUUUUAUCACUGUUUUUAUCCAAUAAACCAAGUUGGUAUUUUUUGUA
This is a messenger RNA of Neomonachus schauinslandi (Hawaiian monk seal), 1937 nucleotides long. It is a transcript of the gene HDAC3, whose product is annotated as histone deacetylase 3. NCBI's taxonomy places the organism in Eukaryota, Metazoa, Chordata, Mammalia, Carnivora, Phocidae. The record is from RefSeq and is a predicted model, not a curated record. The coding region runs from base 66 to 1352 and encodes 428 amino acids. Gene Ontology annotation, molecular function: histone deacetylase activity. The transcript has 15 exons.